AUGAUCAAAUCCUAAAUUCUCGAUCACUGAUUCAGCCUCUAAAAUUAGAAUUUCUUGACAACAUUUAUAAUUCAAUUUUAGUAAAUUGACCUUUUUGUUUUUAUCAUUUUGACUUUCCUUGACUUUUAAUUAGUAAAACAAAAGAAAUCCAUGUAAAAUUUAAAAUUUCCUUAAAAAAAUCACGUCGUCAGUAACGCCAAAAAAAUAUUCCGUUACUAAGAUGACGGAUUCUACCGUUUCCCGCCAAGAAAACAGCCCUAAGAAACCUAACGAGAGUAACGGCGAAUUCAAACGUCUAUUAGUUCCCGAAACCUCUCAGCCGGAGGAGGACGAGCGCCGCGAAUCGCCACAGGAGAAUCAAAUCCUGAACGUAGAAGAAGAGAGAGACAACAGCUACGAUUCGGUUCCUCCGUUCUCAUGGGCGAAGCUAUGGAAAUUCACCGGACCUGGGUUUCUAAUGAGCAUCGCCUUCUUAGAUCCAGGAAACAUCGAAGGAGAUCUACAAGCCGGAGCUGUGGCUGGGUACUCUCUCCUAUGGCUUCUUCUAUGGGCUACGUUAAUGGGACUUCUGAUGCAGCUUCUCUCUGCUCGGAUUGGUGUCGCGACGGGUCGACAUUUGGCGGAGAUUUGCCGAAACGAGUACCCAGCGUGGGCGCGGAUCUUGCUUUGGUUCAUGGCGGAGGUUGCUUUGAUCGGAGCUGAUAUUCAAGAAGUCAUCGGAAGCGCGAUUGCUCUUCAGAUCUUGACUCGAGGGUUUUUACCAAUUUGGGUUGGUGUUAUCAUCACUGCGUUUGAUUGCUUCUUGAUUUCGUAUUUGGAGAAUUGUGGAAUGAGGAAAUUAGAAGGUUUUUUCGCGGUUUUGAUUGCGACGAUGGCUCUUUCCUUUGCUUGGAUGUUUAAUGAAACUAAGCCAAGUGUAGAAGAACUAGUCAUAGGUAUUAUUGUUCCGAAGCUCGGAUCAAAGACGAUAAGAGAAGCUGUUGGAGUUGUGGGAUGUGUGAUAACUCCUCACAAUGUGUUCUUGCAUUCGGCUUUAGUGCAGUCUAGGAAGACGAAUCCAAAGGAGAUUAACAGAGUUCAGGAAGCUCUUAACUACUAUACAAUCGAAUCAACGGCUGCACUUUUUGUCUCGUUCAUGAUCAAUCUGUUUGUAACAGCUGUUUUCGCUAAAGGUUUUUAUGGAACCAAACAAGCUGAUAGUAUAGGACUGGUUAACGCAGGACAUUACCUUCAGGAGAAAUAUGGCGGUGGGGUUUUCCCGAUACUUUACAUUUGGGGAAUCGGUUUAUUAGCUGCUGGACAAAGCAGUACUAUAACUGGGACUUAUGCUGGACAGUUUAUAAUGGAAGGGUUCUUGGAUCUUCAGAUGGAGCAAUGGCUAUCAGCUUUUAUAACAAGAAGCUUUGCGAUUGUACCUACAAUGAUUGUUGCUCUUAUGUUUAACACAUCGGAGGGCUCGCUUGAUGUUUUAAACGAAUGGCUUAACAUUCUCCAAUCGAUGCAGAUUCCUUUCGCGGUUAUUCCUCUUCUGACUAUGGUUUCUAAAGAACAUAUCAUGGGUGUCUUCAAGAUUGGACCUUCCCUAGAGAAGCUUGCGUGGACUGUGGCGGUGUUUGUGAUGAUGAUAAAUGGGUAUCUUCUUCUUGAUUUCUUCAUGGCUGAAGUGGAAGGGUUUCUUGUUGGGUUUCUGGUUUUCGCUGGAAUAGUUGGGUACAUCAGUUUCAUCAUCUAUCUUGUUUCCUAUAGAAGCUCACAAUCUUCUUCUUGGUCGAGCUUAGAAAUGUCACAGAGAGUUGUUUCCACAGAGACGUAGAAACCCAUAGCUCUAUUAACUAAUCUGAGCAAAGGCAGAAGCGGACUGGUCAAUUAUGAGAGAUGUUUUUGCUGCAUUUGCUCGUCGAUUUGAUUUUAGACAGUCGACCAGAGGAAACUUAGAUGUGAGAUGAUGCAAAGACCGAAUCGGCGAAGAUUGUAGAUUGAUUUGUUAAGAGUUUUGUUUUAACAUAGCAAAUGUAGAGUAGAAUCAUGUAACAUAGCGAAGAAGUACAAAAUUAGAAG
Capsella rubella is the source of this 2058-nucleotide messenger RNA. RefSeq names its product metal transporter Nramp5. The transcript is spliced from 4 exons. Gene Ontology annotation, cellular component: membrane. The coding region runs from base 221 to 1813 and encodes 530 amino acids. Gene Ontology annotation, molecular function: cadmium ion transmembrane transporter activity; manganese ion transmembrane transporter activity. NCBI's taxonomy places the organism in Eukaryota, Viridiplantae, Streptophyta, Magnoliopsida, Brassicales, Brassicaceae. The record is from RefSeq and is a predicted model, not a curated record. Gene Ontology annotation, biological process: metal ion transport.